Tachysurus vachellii is the source of this 2362-nucleotide messenger RNA. RefSeq names its product activating transcription factor 6 beta (gene atf6b). The record is from RefSeq and is a predicted model, not a curated record. The coding region runs from base 260 to 2233 and encodes 657 amino acids. Gene Ontology annotation, cellular component: nucleus. The transcript is spliced from 17 exons. Gene Ontology annotation, biological process: endoplasmic reticulum unfolded protein response; regulation of transcription by RNA polymerase II. Lineage: Eukaryota; Metazoa; Chordata; Actinopteri; Siluriformes; Bagridae. Gene Ontology annotation, molecular function: DNA-binding transcription factor activity, RNA polymerase II-specific; RNA polymerase II cis-regulatory region sequence-specific DNA binding.
AAUGAAUUUCCUGGUUUAUGUGCGUGUGUUAAUGCGUGUGUUAAUGCGUGUGUUAGUGUGUAGUGUAAGAUCCGAAUACAGUAUAAAUAAAUGUAGUUAAACAGCGAUACACAUCAUCAGUGAGUGGAUGUGUUUGUGUUGUUAGCUGUGAGUCACUGUGUGUUUAUUACACAAGGACUUUUACACACGGUGUGUUAAUUACACAAGGACUUUUACACACGGUGUGUUUAUUACACUUAUUGUGAUUAUUACUGGCGACAUGACUGCGGAUCUACUGUCUGAUUUGGACAGUCGCUUCUUUGCGGAUAAUCUGCUGACUAGUGAAGACUGGGAUGCCUGUCUGUUUCACUGUGAGAGCAUGGAGGAGGGUGAAGACAGGCUGAAAUAUGAGACUCUGAUUGACAAUGACCUCGUGCUGACCCUUGACCCUGACAACCCUGUAGCACCAUGGAAACACAUGGAGAACAAACUGCUUGAAGGUGACAUGAAUUCGCUAAUGAAGGACAAGAUGACGAUAACACAACCUCUACCUGUGGACAUGUUGUUCCAAGUCAAGGCCGAGCCUCCAUCUCCUUCGUCCUCGCCAGCCUCAGACAGCUCUCUGUCUUCCUUACCUGAAGCUCAGUUUCAGGUGAAAGGUGAGAACCCGCCCACCCCCCCGUACAUGUACGGAGAUGUUCUGUCACCCCCGGUGGGAGCCAUGGAGGUUACUGUGGCAAGCACAGCCCCGCCUCCUCACCAAGCUCCACCCACACUUCCUGUUCCCACAGUAGCACAAACCACAGUGAACGCUGGCUCCAUUCUCAGCAGUAAGCCUGUGCUACAGCCGAGGCCGGUGUGUGUGGCCGCUAAAACUCUGAUCCUGCAGGGAACACAACCAGUGGUUUUGUCCCCGUCGGUGUGUUUGGGCUCUGCUCCGGCCAUCGUUAAAAUGGAGCCCGUGUCCCCCAGCAUGCACUGCACCAGCCCUACAGCACCCCCUACCACCAAGCCCAUCAUCCCAGCAUCCUCUCUGCCUGGGAGCAACUGCGGCGACAUUGAUAUGAAGGUGCUGAAGCGUCAGCAGAGGAUGAUAAAGAACCGCGAGUCUGCUUGUCAGAGCCGGAAGAAGAAGAAGGAGUACGUACAGAACCUGGAGGCUCAGCUGAGAGAAGCACAGCAGGAGAACGAACGCCUGCGCAGAGAGAACCACACCCUGAGACUCCGACUCGCCAGUAUAGAGGGUGCUGAAUCGGGCAGCAAUAAGCGAGCGGUGUGUGUGAUGGUACUGCUGCUCUUCAUCACCUUCAGCUUCGCUCCUGUCAGCAUCACGGACAGGAAGUUACCGUCUGCACUGGAGGAUGGGGAGGAGCUUCAUACGGGGCGACGCCUGCUGGUGUACGAGCCCGGUCGUGUGGUGAACGACAGCGCGACGGAGGACAAACUAGACAGUGAAGAGGACAUAGGAGAGGACGGGUGGAGGAGAAGAGAGGUGGAGAGGGAUAACGCUGAGAGCUUUCACUUCAGGAACGUCAGCAACUUGUUCAGUGAUGUGAAGGAUCUCGUCUUGCAGGACCUCGACCGGCUCUUCUCCUCCUCCGACUGCAGACAGUUCAAUCGCUCCGAGUCACUCAGGCUGGCUGAUGAGCUGCGUGGUUGGGUUCAUCGCCAUCAGAUCGACAGAAAGAAGACAAACCGCAAACCAAAGAUAGCACAGAAGGCAAAGAUAGCACAGCAGAAAGCACAACACAGGAAGACGAACUUCUCACGUUACCUCCCCAUCGAGACACACCGCUCCAUCGAGAGUCAGCUGCAACUCUUACCCGGUCCUGAGGUGAGCUACAGCGACUUCCUGGAUGCCAUCGAUCGGCGUGAGGACACGUUUUAUGUCGUCUCCUUCAGACGGGAUCAUCUGCUUCUUCCUGCGAUCAGUCACAACAAAACCACACGCCCCAAAAUGUCCCUCGUCAUGCCUGCUAUGGCCGUCAACGAGUCGGUGUAUAACUCGUCUCAGGGUGGAUACGAGCUGAUGAUGCAGGUGGACUGUGAAGUCAUGGACACCAGAAUAAUCCCCAUUAAAUCUUCUGUGGUCCCGCCCUCGCUCAGAGACAAGCCCCAGAACCCGCCCUCUCAUCACCAUCACCAUGGCAACCACACCCGACCCCCACAUGGAGGCGGGGCCUCUGCAACCAGGCAGCCUUUACCUGUCAGGAGGAGGGGGGCGGAGCUUCUCAUCACACAGUCGGGAUCGUAACGUAACGGAGAAGAAAAAAAAACACACAGAUUUUUAAAUUGCAGAAUUUUCUACUAUUCAUGGCCCAAAUCCUGCACUUGUGUUGUUCAGCUGUAACGCUGCCGUUGUUCACAUCUGAAGGUAAAGAAA